Messenger RNA from Perkinsus marinus ATCC 50983, 171 nucleotides. RefSeq lists its product as hypothetical. The transcript is spliced from 2 exons. The record is from RefSeq and is a predicted model, not a curated record. Lineage: Eukaryota; Perkinsozoa; Perkinsida; Perkinsidae. The coding region runs from base 1 to 171 and encodes 56 amino acids.
AUGGCUACCUCCAGUUUGGAGUCACUCCUCGGGGCGUCACCCAUCGAUGUUCGACGAUUUCUCGAGAGUCAGGGUGCUACUGACAUAGAGGAGAAGGAGUACUCGGACUCUCGACUUGUCAGAAGAAAGACUGGCUUAAGGGCCAUAAAGACACCUGUUGUAAAUGACUAA